UGGUCCCCUGGCAGCUGAGAUGUCAGAUCAUCAGAUGUUAGCUUGUUUCGGCUAACACCUGAAGUGUGAGUGACCGGGAAUAACAGAAACACGCAGAACACCGCAGAAUUGAACCAGAGGAAGCAAAGCAGCGACGUGCUGUGAUCUGCAGACAUGGGGGCUCUGAUAUCCCGCUGGAAGGCAAAGCCGACCACAGUGGAGCAGCUCGAGAGCAUAGACAAGGAGAUCCAAGAGCUGGAGGAGUUUAGAACCAAAAACCAACGGCUGCAAAAGCUGUGGAUCGGGCGGCUGCUUUUCUACUCGUCAGUCCUCUACCUGUUUACCUCUCUGGUUGUUUACCUUCUGUACCUGCCUGAACAAUGGCUGCAGAGACUGGCCAUGGCCCUGCCCUUCUUCUUAUACCCUGUGCUAGUUUGGCUCAUCAGGAAAUUAUUGAUUUUCCUCUUUUGCAAACGCACUGAGAGAAACAAUGAUAAACUAGAAGACCUAAAGGUUUCCAAGAAAAAGAUUCUCGAGGACGUGAUGGAAACUGAGACGUAUAAAAAUGCAAAAGUCAUCCUGGAGCGCUUUGAUCCAGAAGCGAAGAGGAAGGCUGAGCUGGAGUCGACCCCAGUGCGUCCGCAGAUGACUCCCAGGCCAGGACAAGAGAUUCGACAAAGAGGCGUGGCAAUGAGACCCAUGCCAAUGGGUAACCCAGGUCUCAUGACGAUGACGCCCCCACCCGGAGCACGGUCCCCAUUGGGACCCGGGGGCACACCUGUGGCUCCAGGAGGACCACCAGAGAGAUCUGCUUUGUCUGGCUCAGUCCUGCAUGGGGCACUACCAAGGACACCCUGCUCUCCCAUCCCGGGUGUAGGCAUGCACCCCCCAGGUCCUCCAUUAGCCAGACCGGUUCUACCCAGAGACAGAGGAGCUGUGGAUCGAGUCAUCGAGUACCUGGUGGGGGACGGACCUCAGAACAGAUACGCAUUGAUCUGCCAGCAGUGUUUCUCUCAUAAUGGCAUGGCUUUAAAAGAGGAGUUUGAAUACCUGGCAUUCCGCUGUGUGUAUUGCUACUUCCUGAAUCCAGCCAGGAAGACACGUCCUCAGGCUCCGCGGCUUCCAGAGUUCAGCUACGAGAGGAAGCUGCGAGCUGAGACACGCUCCCCUGGACCAUCACCUCGUUCUGGGACGGACACAGAGGAGAGUGCGCCCCCCUCUGGAGUCGUUGAGAAAAGAGCAAGCAGAGCUAAAGCUCCGGCUCCGUGGAAUCUGGUCCACAGUUUCCAGAUCCAGCCGAGUCCAAAGAUCCCUCAGAGCCGACCUCUGCAGAGUCCAGAUGAGAAGGAGAUGGGAGAAGAUGAAGCAUCCGCUAAAGAAGAAGCACUGCGUGAGAGCCAAUCACAGGAGGAGCUGCAUCAGGAGGAGGAAGCCGUUCAUGAGGAGGAAGAGGAGGAGGAGGAGGUGGAGGAAAUGGAGGCGGCACAGGGGGAAGAGGGGGAAUCGAACCCGUGUCACAGCCCCCCCUCUGUGGCAGAAUCUCAGCCAUCAUAGCUGCAGAGUCCAGACAAUAACCAGGGGUGUGUGAUCCCCUGUUGAGACAAAGGUUGAUUGUAGUUUUUAUCUUAAGGCUUUUUCUUGAUAAAGAAGGUUUCUAGUUUUGCUCAACAUUUGGUUACGAGGUGAUGAACCGAAUUAGUUUUAACAUUCACACAGGAUUUUAUUAGUUGGCUGCUUUAAGAUGUGAGAUAAAAAUGCUUGUUCACAAAGGGUCUGUCUUCAGAUGCUCAAAUCUAAAGGCCUCACACUUAUUUUGGUCGUUUUACUUUUUGUCUCCACUGGUUUGGUUUCUGCAUAUUUUACAAAGUAUUAUUGUUUCUUUUCACACGGAUCACAUGAGUUGUUUUGAUGGUUUUGUUGGUGCUUUUGAAGACAAACUUUUAGUAAGCAGAACGUCACUGUUUGUGUUUACACCAGUAAGUGUUUGUUUCCACUCAUAGUUUUAGUCUCUCGAACUUUUAUCGUAAUGCUGAAACACUGAGGAAAACUUUGAUUUAUUUUUGCGUGUGCUUUUCAUGACGUUUGAGCAAAUUGUCUCAGACAGGAAGUAAAUGGCUAUACGAACAAAAACUCCCCCGACCAGAGUUGGUGCAUUGAAACAAUAUUUGCACUCAGAUGCUUUGUUGCAGUUUUUGGCCCAAAUAAUGGAAGAGACAACACUUACAUCUCAAGUGAAAGGAAGAAACAAACCAGAUAAACCAGAGUCUGGUUGUUGUGUUUUUCUCCGUGUUUACAUUCUAUUGCUGGAUUUUUAUAAAAGACCAACGGCAAAUGUUUUUGCUGUGCUCCACACAAUAACUGAACUCAGAUCAGCCCCUGGUGGCAGGAGAGAGGACAUGUAUCUCGGGUGGAGACGCUUGUACGUUUGGUUUCUCUUCUGAUCGCUCGUUGCAUCGUCCAGGAGAGAGACAUGUCGACUAUUCAGGUUUUGAAAAUGAACUAUUCCACUUUUAGUUUAUUCUAAUCGAUUUUGUAGUUGAUUUUCUUUGCGACGGGGACUGAGCUGACUUUUUACCUUGAGGAUUUUAUUUGGGUUUUUGAGCAACAGUAAAACAGCUGAAAAACACAUAAAAUUGUCACCACUACUGCUGAUUUAUCUACGUCUCAUUAUAAUUUUUGCCAAAUGCACAGCUGUCUUAUAUGAAUUUGACAUAAUUUGCACUGAAUUUCUCUUUGUAUUUAUUCGGCCGUAUUUUGUUCCGGUUUUUCUCCAAUGUUUGAAACAUGUCAGAUGUAUCUAACACAAGUAUUUUGGUAUCUGCCUGGUUUGGGUUGUGUCACCUCACGUUGCUGAUGACAAGUGUGUGUGUUGAAAUAUUUAUUCUUUGUGCGUUCAUUAAUUUGCUUGUUUUAAAUGUGCCAUCCGACUGCUGGUGCCUUGGUUGCUGCUCGUAUAUUCUUUUUCUCACAGUGUAAUCUGUCCAAUGUCAACAUUCAAAUAAGAAGCGACGAGAACUAGUGACAACAGUUUAUUCUUGUUAUUAACGCAACACAAUAUAUUAAUUGCUGUCGGGUUUCCACACAGAUCAAAGACUGUGGAGGUGACUCACAUUUUCCUUCUUUUCAUUCUCCGGUUUCUAAUUUGGUCACUUUCUCUUUUCCUCGUCUUCGACGCCUCUGACAAAGAGUUAGCCUUUUCUCACAGCUAGCGGCUAACACUGUGUUACUUUGAAUAGUUCAAAUGUAAAUAUGUUGUAUCACCUGUGUCGUCUCGUCACAAACGCAGGUUUAACAAGCAAAAUAUUUCUUGUGGGUCAAACAGCUGACACAUAGAAUUUUCUUUGAGUGUGUUGCUCAUUAGUUGUUGAUCUCAGCGAACCCUGAAUCAUUGUGCUCAACUUUGCUGGGACGGCUUGUACGAGCAGAAGGUUUAAAUCUAGAGGAGAGACGAUGAAGCUCAUCCGUCCCCAUAGCUGGACAUUUAGUUACCUCAUUAUUUCCCUGCUUGAAGCAGCUGAUGUUUCCUGAAGUUGUUGCAUCACGGUGCCUGUCCCAUGUUACUGAUUUGUGUUUAACUGGUACUUCUCUGCCAAUGCUGGUUGUCUAUUAUACGCAUGGCACGUCUAAUAAAGUUUUUUAAGCAACCAAAGAA
Limanda limanda (common dab) is the source of this 3631-nucleotide messenger RNA. It is a transcript of the gene lnpkb, whose product is annotated as lunapark, ER junction formation factor. Gene Ontology annotation, cellular component: endoplasmic reticulum tubular network. The record is from RefSeq and is a predicted model, not a curated record. NCBI's taxonomy places the organism in Eukaryota, Metazoa, Chordata, Actinopteri, Pleuronectiformes, Pleuronectidae. Bases 154 to 1533 code for a protein of 459 amino acids. The transcript has 17 exons. Gene Ontology annotation, biological process: endoplasmic reticulum tubular network organization.